Anolis sagrei ordinatus is the source of this 1108-nucleotide messenger RNA. Its product is annotated as beta-1,3-galactosyltransferase 5-like. Gene Ontology annotation, cellular component: Golgi membrane; endoplasmic reticulum. The record is from RefSeq and is a predicted model, not a curated record. NCBI's taxonomy places the organism in Eukaryota, Metazoa, Chordata, Lepidosauria, Squamata, Anolidae. Gene Ontology annotation, molecular function: N-acetyl-beta-D-glucosaminide beta-(1,3)-galactosyltransferase activity.
CAGUCAAAGAAGUUAAAAGGGAUAAUACUUAUUUUUCCCUCUCUUUCAGAUGGCCUUCAAGAGAAAAGCCUUCUUCUUUAUUUUUGCACUGGGCAUUAUUUUUCUGAUUUUGUCAGUUCUGUGGGAUUCCAGCAGUAUCUGCAACCUAUAUCAAAAGGACAUGGCAGGUUUCAGGAGAAACAGUGAUGACUUUCUGAAGCUGCCUGAGAUAGAUUGCAGUAGGAAUGCACCAUUCCUAGUAAUACUGGUAACAUCACGACUUGGUCAAAUGGAAGCACGGAUGGCUAUUUGCAGUACAUGGGGCAAAGAAAGAAGAAUAGCUGGCAAACGUAUUGUGACAUAUUUUCUCCUGGGAAAUAAUUCACGGCCCUAUGACCAGAUUGGUAUUAUUACCGAAAACAUACUAUAUAAAGACAUCAUUCAGAAGGACUUUAUGGACACAUAUUAUAACUUAACUUUAAAGACUUUGAUGGGUCUUGAAUGGAUCCAUAAAUUCUGUCCACAGUCUACCUUUGUGAUGAAAACUGACUGUGACAUGUUUGUUAAUACUUAUUACUUGACUGAACUUCUCCUGAAAAGAAACAGUACCACCAAAUUGUUUACAGGCUCUAACAAAAUGCAUGGACAUCCCAUAAGAGAUGCAAAGAGUAAAUGGUAUGUGAGUAAAGAGGAAUAUCCAGGAGAGAAUUACCCUCCAUUUGCUUCCGGAACUGGUUAUGUUCUCUCUACUGAUGUUGCAAGAGAAGUAUAUGUUGUUUCAAAAAACAUCCCCUUCUUGAAACUGGAGGAUGUCUUUGUGGGUCUGUGCCUUGUUGAAAUCAAAAUUCAGCCAGAGGAACUAGACUCUCAGCCAACUUUUUUUGCCAGCAAUGUUCCAUUUUCUCCUUGUUGUUAUAAGAAAAUAAUCACAAGCCAUUACAACACUCCUGCUCAGAUCAUACUGUAUUGGGAUGGAAUGGAGAGGACAAUGGAUGAAGCAUGUUCAGGUGAUCAAGGAAGUUCACCAAUCUAAGGAUAUCUGGAACAUAAUCUAGAAUCCCACUGCUACAAUAUUAUCCAGGCAGCUACAUUUUUAGGACACAUAAGAACUAAACUGGGUAUUUUUAAA